This is a messenger RNA of Brassica napus (rape), 1206 nucleotides long. RefSeq names its product glucan endo-1,3-beta-glucosidase-like. Bases 690 to 1094 code for a protein of 134 amino acids. Lineage: Eukaryota; Viridiplantae; Streptophyta; Magnoliopsida; Brassicales; Brassicaceae. The transcript is spliced from 3 exons. The record is from RefSeq and is a predicted model, not a curated record.
CAUAAAGUAUCUAAAUAUUAUCUUAAAAUAUUUAUAGCUAUUAGCAUAAAAAUAUAGGUCUUAAAUUUGGUAUUUGUAUUUUACAGAAAGGCUUAAUAUAAGCAAACUGAAGAACGUGAUUGCAGCACUUAGUUUAUAUCUCCAAGAUUAGGACGACACAUGUUACUGAAAAUAAUAACAGUUACUUUUGUUUAUAUUUUGUUAUUACUUUAAAUUAAUGUCUUCAACUAGAUUAUCAAUAUUUGGAAUGAAAUCAUAUCAAAGUGCAACUGGAAUAUAUUUUUUGGAAUAAAAUCUUGGUGAGUGCUUCAGUCCUUCGUAUUUCUUAAAUUACUCACCAGUUAAAAUGAAAAAAAAUGGAAAGAGUAUUCCAUUUUAUUACAUAUCAUUCCAUAUCAUUACAGAAAAAAUAUUACAUUGAAAAAUCAUUCCAUAUUAAUUAUUUUUACCAUUUGUAAUAAAAGGAAUGAAAUUCCACAAAAGAAGUAAACAAAAUUCAAAGUAAAUCAUUUCAUUACAAUUUGAUCAUGAAUAAAUAGAAUGAAAUAUAAUCUAUUUUCUCCACAUUCCAUUCUUUUUUAGUUCACUAGUUUCAUUUAUAUUUACCAUUUACCGAUAUAUUACUUAAAAGUUAUUUUUGGCUGAACGUCUCUGUUUGCAUAUAUAAGAGAGCUUAAAUGUAAGUGUAUAUGGCAAACAAGAGCUUCAGAAGAGUUUUCAAACGUCAAGCAAGAUCAAAUAUGCCUAAAGUACACAUAAGUCUUUGUUUCGUCAUCUUUUUAUGUCUCUCCUUGCAAAAUUUCAUGAGAGUAAACUCACAGAGCCAAGGAUCUUGGUGUAUAGCGAACGCUCUUACGGAUAAUGAAACAUUAUUAAAGAACAUAAAUUUUGCAUGUUCACAAAUAGAUUGUGGAAUUAUUUUGGAAGGAGGUUCAUGUUAUGAUCCUAAUACUCCUCUUAAUCACGCUUCUGUCGCCAUGAAUCUUUAUUAUCAAGCUCAAGGAAGACACUAUUGGAACUGCCAAUUCGAUGGCUCUGGUCUCAUUACCGUCAUUGAUCCUAGCCAUGGGAGUUGCAAAUAUCAGUAUAAGUAAAAACAUGCAAAGCUUUGUAUUGGUUACAAAAAUAAAAUGAAUAACAGAUAGCUCUAUUUAUGUAAUUUCAUGUUUGCUAUCUAAAGUUUGAGUGGCUCGAUUUAUCAUAUUC